UUAAUUAUUUUGUUGAUAAAACAGACAAAUAGUGAAACAAAUAUUGAAUGCAAUGAAUGUUGAGAUUUGUUUGUGAUUCAAGUGUUUGGGAAGUAUUGGAAGUGAUCGACAAGUGAUGAGUGAUUGGCGUAAAGCAGUCCGAACUCCCAUAUCAUAUACGGUGACCAACAAUACAUUACGAUUGCAGUCACAGUUUGUAACCGUCGUAUCGGUGGCCGGUGUUGUUGUCCUCUUCAUAUUGUACUCAUUGGUGCCCAAGAGUCGGGUCACUUAUAGUGACACCCGUCAAUACGUGAACCUCGAUGACGAUCACGGACACGAACACGUGCAUCAACACCGAGAUUGCGGUCUUAAAGUGUCCUACAAUGACACGUACCCGCUCUCCAAACCCGAAUACUUGGCCAAUGAAAAGAUUCGCUACAGAAUUGCAAUUACAACCGAUUUGGAUACCGAUUCACACAUCGAUAGUCAUCAAAAUUUAUGGAUUAGUUAUCUAUUGAAAGGAUAUCUCAUAUAUUAUCCAAAUGAAGAAGUUGUUGAAAUUAAAUGGGAUAAGAAGUCUAUAAGCUUACGCUCCAGUCUGGCCUCUGAGGGCCGAUCUAUGGAGUUGUCGGAACUAAUUGUAUUUAAUGGUAAACUAUAUUCAUGUGAUGAUCGCACGGGUAUUGUGUACCACAUUCGCGACGAUAUUGCCAUUCCAUGGGUUAUACUCAAUGACGGCGACGGCAAUACUGCACACAGUUUUAAAUGUGAGUGGCUUUCAGUCAAAGACCAGACACUAUAUGUGGGCGGACUCGGCAAAGAAUGGACGUCCACUUCGGGAGAAAUCCUUAACUAUAAUCCUCAAUGGAUUAAAACAAUAUCAGUUACGGGUCAAGUGCAUCACCACAACUGGAGACAACAUUAUCUGUCACUCAUGUCUUCGUGUGGUAUUAAAUAUCCCGGUUAUGUCAUUCAUGAGUCUGCCUUCUGGAGUCAUGUCCAUCAAAAGUGGUUUUUCCUUCCCCGUAGAGUUUCGUCCACUAAAUACAAUGAAAAAGAGGACGAAAGAAAGGGAUCUAAUAUUAUGUUAAUCUCUAAUAACGACUUCACUGAUGUUCAGAUCAAAACUAUUGGCGGUGUUUUGCCGACACACGGCUUCUCGUCGUUUAAAUUCAUUCCCAAUACUAAAGACCGAGUGAUUGUGGCGCUCAAGAGUGAAGAGGACAAUGGUUUAGUGCGGACUUAUAUAAUGGUGUUUACAAUUGAAGGCAAGAUCUUAUUAACGGAACAAUUGAUAGGAAAUUAUAAAUACGAAGGACUGGAAUUCAUUUGAUAGGAUUUUAUGGUAUAUUUAGGA
This is a messenger RNA of Oppia nitens, 1339 nucleotides long. Its product is annotated as soluble calcium-activated nucleotidase 1-like. NCBI's taxonomy places the organism in Eukaryota, Metazoa, Arthropoda, Arachnida, Sarcoptiformes, Oppiidae. The record is from RefSeq and is a predicted model, not a curated record. Gene Ontology annotation, molecular function: UDP phosphatase activity; GDP phosphatase activity; calcium ion binding. The coding region runs from base 116 to 1315 and encodes 399 amino acids. The transcript has a single exon. Gene Ontology annotation, biological process: proteoglycan biosynthetic process.